AUGGCCUCACUACCGGUAGAAGCACCCAAGCCAAUAGCGCAUCGUCGUCUUCUCGACGCUUCUGAUGGACUCCAAGCACAACGCCGUCGGUUUAGCGCAGCGCGCAGCGAACCAGGAGACAUAGAAGGGGGGCGUUCGCUGUCGAUUGCCGAGCCUACACUACUAGCACUCGUUGGUCCUCCCUGCGCUGGGCUGGCUGGGGGGUUCCCGACAAUGGUGCUCGAAAGCACAGACGUUGCUGCACUGUGCGGCAGAGGGCCAUGCGCAUGUCAAAAGGCAGAUCUUGUAACGCUAUCUUGGCUGACCUUGCUGUUGUCGUCUCUCUCCAUGUCUGUCAUCGUUGUCGCCGGCCUGCUGACUGGGGAGAGAAUCAGGCUGGCUGGCUGGCUGGUUGGUCUGAUCAGGUCUGGGUCAGCGGAUUCUGUCGCGUCUUGUCUUGUCUUGCCUUGCCUUGCUUUGCUUUGCUUUGCCUUGCGUUUCCACAUCUCGCAGGAAACCCGCUUUGCUCAUCUGUCCCUCGUGUGCGGCGUGCGGCGUGCGGCGUGCGACUGCCUUCUCCGCGCCGGCCCCGCUGCGAACCCUAUUCCCCGUCACAAUCGCGGCAAGGUGGUGGCUGGUAGGUGGGCGCUGCAACUUCCAAAUUGGUCCUUUGGAGCAACAAGUGGUGGACACCACGGCAGGAAGAACCAUGAACGGUUUGUGGGAAAGAAAGCCGACUUCACGGAUAUAAUACGACUAUCAUCAUUCAUAACCUUCCAAUUUGCUCAGUUGCGUAACAUGCGACGGCGGCCAUUUCCAGUUAUUUGUUCGACAUGUUGUUAUCGUGAUCGGACUGUUCCCAACGCGGCCGGUCUUGCCUACAAUCUCGCUCAAGUUUCCAUUCGUGACAUGGUCGACCUUCAGGUCUAUCCAGCCCAGGAAGGAAUCGUCGACAAUCCAUGUCCCUCCCACGUAGCAAGUGCCCUGCUCACUGGCGGAGGACAGACUGACUACUUCGAUGUCCUUCAAUUCGGACUUGCCAAGGGUAAGGCAGUCCACUCCCUGCUGCUUCCUGAUCCGAGAGCGGACUACCUACCUUACGGCCGGCCAGUUCAUCAACCACAUUUCUUUUUUCUCAUCGUUUCAGUGUCUCAUGCCCACCGACCCCUCUCCAACCUAUCGCACGCCUCCACGCUCUUCUGCCGAUUGAAGGGGCCUCACCUUGCCUCUUCGAAUCGCCCGUCACCGUCACCGUCUCUGCCUCCUGAGCGGUCUAGGGUGCGCAACGCGCACAACGACAACCACAGCGACAGCCAGACUGACAGAGUCGCUGGGCUUGUGCCAAUUGCCAGAGAAUCGAGCCAAGAUACCUCUCUCUCCGCCAAUUCGCUGCAAGAACUUGAGACCAUCGGGGUCCCUUCGCUCUUCGACAUUCUGUCCUCAUCGACCCGAGUCUCUCUACUCGGAAAUUUGCAGCGACCUGUGUACGGUUACCUUCCCCUGGACGCAGCAAGGCAGGCAUGCGUUCCAGGGCUCAACUCAAAUGAAGAUCAGUCACCAGAGCUGCCAGGCACGUUGGCGAGCCUCAUUCAAUGUCUUCCCGAGCUUCCCGGGGAAUGCACUCGGGGCCACCCGUUGCACAAAUGCAUCGUGUUUUCACACAAUGAAGAUGAGCUGUGGUCUUGGUCUGCUUCAACCUACAAACGAGACAUCUGCGGACGCACGCCUUCGACUGCAUCAACCUCGAACCGCCUGCUCUUCCCAGCAUGGGCUGGUUUGUCUCUGGCCCCCGUCCUCCAAAUUGCCCUCACACUUUUUUUCUGGCGCAUCCGGACCCUCGAGUCCCGUCAUGGCCAGACCCAGGCGAGCGGACUACCCUCAACCCUGCUGGAGCCCCGAGUACGUGUACGGCGACACUUGUUCCCUCCAAAGCUCCGGUGCCGGGUCGCUCCCAACCACCUCGAGCAAACAUCGGCAUCACGGACCACAUCAGUCGUCUACUUUUACCUAGGUAAUAAGAGCGGCAAGCUGGUCGCAAAUGCCGUCUUAGCCUUCGGCCGGCGAGACAUUGUCGUAAGGAUCAGAAAACACGCACCACUGGUCGACUUGCGGACGGCCGCCGCCGACAAUAACCAACGGCUGCCAAGACUGGAAAAAGAAACACCGUCAAGCCCGCCUAUCCCUCUAGUCCAACUCGUCACGCAAGGUCCGAAGGUCGAGACUCCUGGCGCCUAG
Molecule: messenger RNA, 2214 nt
Organism: Colletotrichum lupini
Lineage: Eukaryota; Fungi; Ascomycota; Sordariomycetes; Glomerellales; Glomerellaceae
Exons: 14
Coding region: 1-2214 (737 amino acids)
Source: RefSeq, a predicted model, not a curated record